This is a messenger RNA of Castor canadensis (American beaver), 1741 nucleotides long. RefSeq names its product ATPase Na+/K+ transporting subunit beta 2 (gene Atp1b2). Gene Ontology annotation, biological process: intracellular sodium ion homeostasis; sodium ion export across plasma membrane; potassium ion import across plasma membrane. The record is from RefSeq and is a predicted model, not a curated record. Lineage: Eukaryota; Metazoa; Chordata; Mammalia; Rodentia; Castoridae. Gene Ontology annotation, cellular component: sodium:potassium-exchanging ATPase complex. Gene Ontology annotation, molecular function: ATPase activator activity.
GCGGUGUGGCGGUCUCUGCUUGGCGGAGGAACCUUGAGCGGCCACCUGAAACGUUCCACAGCUUCUUUGCAUCUUGGAUUUCGGGGCGGCUCCCUCCCCCCACCUUUCUCUGCCUCUUAACACCUCGCUUUUUUCUGCAUUUCGCUUGCGUUUUGUAGCCGUCUGGUUUUGCACCCCUUUUUGUUUUGCUUCUACCCGGUUUGUGGGGUGAAGCUGGGCUCACACCCCUGCCCCUCGUUAUCUUUCCCUGCUCUGACAGCACCCCCCCUUUCAUCGCAGUCGGGGCGUCUAGCAUCGCGCACCUCCGCCGCGCUGCCUCACCCCACAGCGCGUGGCCGUGCACCCCGGAAUUUGCAGCAGCUGCAUAUUUGAGUGGGGUCCCCCCUCGUCCCCGCCGCCUUCGUUCCUCGCGCGUUAGGGUGCGUGGAGAGCUUCAGUGCACCGCACCCCCGCUUCUCCGCAGCCCCCCGCCCAGCGCCGGGACUCGCCCCGCGCCGCCAAGAUGGUCAUCCAGAAAGAGAAGAAGAGCUGCGGGCAGGUGGUUGAGGAGUGGAAGGAGUUCGUGUGGAACCCGAGGACACAUCAGUUCAUGGGCCGCACCGGGACCAGCUGGGCCUUUAUCCUCCUCUUCUACCUCAUCUUCUAUGGCUUCCUCACAGCCAUGUUCACCCUCACCAUGUGGGUGAUGCUGCAGACUGUCUCUGACCAUACCCCCAAGUAUCAGGACCGACUGGCCACGCCUGGCUUGAUGAUUCGCCCCAAGACUGAGAACCUUGAUGUCAUUGUCAACGUCAGUGACACUGAAAGCUGGGACCAGCAUGUUCAGAAACUCAACAAGUUCUUGGAGCCUUACAACGACUCCAUCCAAGCCCAAAAGAAUGAUGUCUGCCGUCUUGGGCGAUAUUAUGAGCAGCCAGACAAUGGGGUCCUCAACUAUCCAAAACGUGCCUGCCAGUUCAACCGGACCCAACUGGGCAACUGCUCCGGCAUCGGGGACCCCACUCACUAUGGAUACAGCACUGGGCAGCCCUGUGUCUUCAUCAAGAUGAACCGGGUCAUCAACUUCUAUGCAGGAGCAAAUCAGAGCAUGAAUGUUACCUGUUCUGGGAAGCGAGACGAAGAUGCUGAGAAUCUUGGUCACUUUGUCAUGUUCCCUGCCAAUGGCAACAUCGACCUCAUGUACUUCCCCUACUACGGCAAAAAGUUCCAUGUGAACUACACACAACCCCUGGUAGCUGUGAAGUUCCUAAAUGUGACCCCCAACGUGGAGGUGAAUGUGGAAUGCCGCAUUAAUGCCGCCAACAUUGCCAUAGAUGAUGAGCGAGAUAAGUUCGCCGGCCGAGUGGCCUUCAAACUCCGCAUCAACAAAACCUGAGGCCCCUUUCUCUUGUCCCCACCUCUUUCCUGUGGAUGCUUCUGGAAUGUCCCUGACCUUGCCUGAUCCCUUCCUCACCUGCCCCAAAGGUAUUUUUUAUAACAAAGCUAUGACUUGUCUGAGCCUCACACCCUUUUCCUUGACUUCUCAACCCAGCCUGAUAUCCACUGUGAUAUUCCCUGACUACACACAUUUUCUGCCAUCUUCUCCCAGCCUUACCUCAGCUAGAGACAGAGAGAUGGGCUACCAAGAUGACCACAGAGGAGUUAGGAGUCUUUCUAGUUCUGGUUUAGCUGUGAACUCCUGCCUGAACUUCUGCCCUCCUUUCCUGAGAGCUAUAGAAAUGCCCACUUCUCACACACACAC